Callorhinchus milii (elephant shark) is the source of this 268-nucleotide messenger RNA. RefSeq names its product protein CutA homolog. Gene Ontology annotation, biological process: response to metal ion. Gene Ontology annotation, molecular function: copper ion binding. NCBI's taxonomy places the organism in Eukaryota, Metazoa, Chordata, Chondrichthyes, Chimaeriformes, Callorhinchidae. The record is from RefSeq and is a predicted model, not a curated record.
GUACGAAUGGAAAGGCAAUAUAGAGGAAGAUAAUGAGGUUCUACUGAUGAUCAAAACUAGAAGCACAAAAGUGGUGGAUUUAGCUGCGUACGUGCGGUCGGUUCACCCCUAUGAGGUGGCUGAGGUGAUCAGUGUACCUAUUGAGCAGGGAAACCCACCCUACAUGAAGUGGUUGAGCGACACGGUGCCUGAAUAGGCAGAGCUGAGCUUGAAGCUCCCUCUACUCCCCCCUACCACUCUUUCCCCGUCCCCGCCUUUCCCCUCCACC